Molecule: messenger RNA, 1626 nt
Organism: Aedes aegypti (yellow fever mosquito)
Lineage: Eukaryota; Metazoa; Arthropoda; Insecta; Diptera; Culicidae
Gene: Tip60
Product: histone acetyltransferase Tip60
Exons: 5
Coding region: 106-1473 (455 amino acids)
Biological process (GO): regulation of DNA-templated transcription
Molecular function (GO): histone acetyltransferase activity
Source: RefSeq, a predicted model, not a curated record
GACAGCUAUCAGCAUCUAAACAACACUCGCCAUCCAGAAUCCGCAGCAAUCAGACGACGAAACUUGGCAUCCGGAGGACAGAUUUUCCGCAAAAACUCCCCGCAAAUGGACGUGGACGAGGCUGUGCAAACCAUUUGCGACUCGACGGCUUCGCUUACGGAAGGAUGUCGGCUACCGGUGCGAAUGACCGGCACGAAUGAUUGGCCGCUGGCGGAAAUCAUCAGCAUCAAGGAAGCCACGGAUAAAUCGGUUUGGUACUACGUGCACUAUGUAGAUUUUAACAAACGUUUGGACGAAUGGGUACCGGAAGAGUAUUUGGAUACGAGGAAAGUUCAGUUCCCCCGGAAAGAUGGUUUAGCAACUGGUCAGAACACAGGAGUAACGACACCGAAGCGGAUACCAAUCGGAGAGCGGUCACGUCCUGCCAGUCCCGUGUUGCCACCGGAUAUUCUGAAUGGGGGAGCAGUCCUGGCGGCAGCCCUGCAAAAGAAGAUCAACCGUAAGCGAAAAGCCACCUCCACAGAGAACGAAGACUCACAGGAUGUUCCGUCGACGCCAACGCCGCGACAGUCCGGAAGUAUGGUCAUGCACCAUGACGAUGUCGUGACCCGCAUGAAGAAUGUCCAGCUGAUAGAACUCGGUCAGCACAGGAUCAAACCGUGGUACUUCGCGCCCUACCCUCAAGAAAUGUGUUCCAUGUCCUGCAUCUACAUCUGCGAGUUUUGUCUGAAGUACCGAAAGAGUCGGAAGUGCCUGGAGAGGCACAUCAAGAAGUGCAAUCUGAGGCAUCCGCCGGGCAACGAAAUCUACCGGAAGCACACGAUAAGCUUCUUCGAGAUCGACGGCCGCAAGAACAAGAGCUACGCGCAGAACCUGUGCCUGCUGGCCAAGUUGUUCCUCGACCACAAAACGCUCUAUUACGACACGGAUCCGUUUCUGUUCUACGUGAUGACCGAGUUCGACUCGCGGGGAUUCCACCUGGUGGGGUAUUUUUCCAAGGAGAAGGAAAGCACCGAGGACUACAACGUGGCCUGUAUACUGACGAUGCCGCCGUACCAGCGGAAGGGCUACGGCAAGCUGCUCAUCGAAUUUAGUUACGAGCUGUCCAAGUUUGAGGGCAAAACUGGCUCCCCGGAGAAGCCGCUGUCGGAUUUGGGUUUGCUGUCCUACCGAAGCUACUGGGCGCAGACGAUACUGGAAAUACUGAUUCUGGCGAAACCGACCGGAGACAACGAGAAGCCACAGAUUACCAUCAACGAAAUCUGCGAGCUAACCAGCAUCAAGAAGGAGGACGUGAUCUCGACGCUGCAGAUCCUGAAUCUGAUCAACUACUACAAGGGCCAGUACAUCAUCUGCAUCAACAAGGAGACGAUCGACCAGCACAAGAAAGCCAUGGAGAAGCGCAAGAUCCGAAUCGAUAGCAAAUGUCUCCACUGGACGCCCAAGGACUGGUCCAAGCGGUCCAAGUGGUGAACCGCCGGCGUGUGUUUGUGUUUUUUUGUGUAAUUUUAUCUGUAGAAAAACUGUGUUCCCACCUCCCGCCGUGUCUCCUUCCCUGGCAAAACGAAGCAUAGUGAAUUGUAAAAAAAAAUCAAAACCUAUCCCAAGUAACCGCUAGCACGUUAA